AUUGAUUUGUGUUUAAAUUUGAGAUGGGUUUUUCGAAAAAGCAUCAACCAAAUGGAAGCCUAGAAUCCAAAGGCAAGAAAUGGAUGAUUGCAGGAAUUGCGAUUUUUGUUUUUUUUUUGUUUUCUGAUAUCUCUAUUUUAGUUGUUUAGAUUUAUGUUAGAUGAGUACAAUAUAUAUUUAUAUAAUGGAUAUUCUAGUUUAGUUCAAGAUAUUUGCUUAAUGGAUAUUUUUUUUAAUUUCUUACGUGUUGGACCUCAUCACUAGCAUUAUGGACUUGGAACCACGCUCAACUUUUCAGAAAAGGUGUAUUUUGGACCAUUAAAGAGUCUAAAUAGUAUUUUUUUAUAUAUUUUUAAUUAGUUUGAUAAAAUUAGCAGUCAAACCUAAUAAAUUAAAAAAAUAUAAAAACAAAAAUAAAAAUUAACAUAUUUGAAAAUAUGCAUAAUUAAGUAGAAUAUUUUUAAAUUUUUUUGGAUGUAUUUAUUAUAACAUGGGGAGUUUUUUUUUUUUUUUUUUUUUCACUUUAUUAAUAAUAUACACAAAAGUCAAAACAGGUAUGGUACCAAAUGGAAGUUUUCUUAUCGGUUUUCUUACCGUUGUAUAGCCCAUGGACCCACCACCUUCGCCGAAAAAAUUUGAAAAAUCGAAAGCACUGUCUCCCCAACGGCUCAUUCCUUGAACCCCUUUAAUCAACAACCAAGAAACCCUCUCUUUAUAGCUUACUGACUCUGUCUUCUCUUUUUUCUCUCACUCAAAAACCCUAAAAACUUCUUCCAAAUCCACACAAACAGUUGGAUCAUGGAUUCAACACCGCCAUCUCAUCAAUCCGAUCCCAGGUCACGCAUCAAAUCCGCCUCUCGCCUCUCUCGAAUCACCCAUUUCGACGACGAAAGCGAUGAAACCCCUCAACAUUCUCUGCAUUUGGUCCCUUCUUCACCCAAGAUUGCUGCAAAUCUCUCACCAUCUUCUCCCUCGCCGAGACCUCCCAAUUCUCUCCCCAUUCGCGAGCUCUUACUCCUCUCGCCUUCUCCUCUCCGGCGCUCCAAGACCCGUCUCGCCGAGAGACUCGAAUCGGCCGAGGAACCCGUGGACCCAUCUGGGCCACGCCGGAGACACAGGACCCGAAAUGGUGCAACGGGUGUGUUGGGAUGUGCUUCGCCGAGGGGUGCUCGGAGGUCGCGGAAGCGAUUGGAGCAAGAAAUUCGAGAAGAGAAGGACUUGGGUAUGGCGGAGGAGAUGCCUAAGGCUAGAAAAAGACGGCACAGUGGUCGGCCCAAGAAGGACAAGUUGAGUUUGGUUCCAUCAAAUCCUUCCCCAAAAACAAAUGAUUGGGAUCGAUGUAAUCUUGAUCGAGUAGGACAGCUGAUAAUUGAUCUGAUCAUAUGGAAGGACAUGGCAAAAUCAACCCUUUGGUUUGGUUUUGGGUCACUCUGUUUCCUAUCUUCCUGUUUUGCUGGAGGAAUCAACUUUAGCAUUUUCUCAAUGAUAUCUCAAUUGAGCCUUUUGUUUUUGGGUGUGUCAUUUUUUUCAAAUUCCAUAUGUCAAAGGGAUAGUAUUGAAAAUAAGCCUGAAUUUGAGCUGAAGGAAGACGAUAUUUUGCGAGCAGCUAGAUUAUUACUUCCAGCAGCAAACCUAGCUCUUUUGCGGACAAGAAGGCUUUUUUCUGGGGAACCAUCCAUGACCCUCAAAGUAGCACCAUUUCUACUUAUGGGAGCUGAGUAUGGCCAUCUCAUAACCCUGUGGAGGCUUUCUGCACUUGGGUUUUUCAUUAGCUUCACUGGCCCAAAACUGUACUCAUGUUACUCUGUUCAGAUGAACAAGAGAGUUGAGUGCUUCAAAUGGUGGGUGUUGGAAGCAUGGGGGGCUUGCUCUCACAAGAAGUUUGUGGCUGCAUCAGCUGUCACAGCCUUUUGGAAUCUGACUUCCAUUAAAACACGUAUAAUCGCAGCUUUUAUAUCCCUGGUAAUACUCCGAUACUAUCGACAACAUUCAAAACUGAAAGAAGGGGAAGCAGAAGAAGGAGAACAAGAGCAGCAGCAUCAGGCAUUGGUUGUCGUAGAAACAGGAUCCCAGAAGUGUUUGUAGAAAAGUUCAACAAGGAAGGGACAAGUUCAAAUUGGGAGGGGGAAUGGAAUGAGAAGGGACUGUGUUAUCCACAGUGAAAAACUCGAGUUCAAUUGAGAGAGAGAGGAAUGAUGCCUGGAUCCAGUGUCCCGUAUAGCACUUGUUCUUGUAGCACUUGAUGAUCAGUUCAUCUGAGCAGACAAUUUGAUUCAAUAUAAUUUUUUGUUUUUCAUUACCAAAUA
This is a messenger RNA of Cornus florida, 2306 nucleotides long. Its product is annotated as reticulon-like protein B17. Bases 799 to 2085 code for a protein of 428 amino acids. Lineage: Eukaryota; Viridiplantae; Streptophyta; Magnoliopsida; Cornales; Cornaceae. The record is from RefSeq and is a predicted model, not a curated record. The transcript has 8 exons.